AUGGUUCUUACUAAACAGUACGAUCGACAUGCACCCGAGAAAGUCUUCGGGAUCAUAGGAAGUGGUAAUGCAAGUAAUGUUGCACUAUUACCCGCAGGAAAUAAAUCAACUUCACGUCGAAUUUUCGUUCCUGCAUGUGAGAACGUUCUUUUAUGGGAUCUGAAAACUCACACACAAGUCAAGACGUUUGUUGAUGAAACAGCAUCGUCAUCAACGUUGAAGAAAAAAAUUCGUGAAGAAGCGAUUGUAGUUGCUGCAAGUCCGAAUGGCAAACAUUUAGCCGUUGGAUAUCAGAAUGGUAUCAUAAAACUAUUCACAGUUACACAAAAUGACAAUACAGUGAAUUUCCAUGGGCAUAAAUCCAGUAUUACAACAUUAACAUUUACACACGACUCAGCAACGUUGAUUUCGGGAUCGAAAGAUACAGAUAUCAUCGCUUGGGAUUUGAUUACUGAAGCUGGUCUCUAUCGACUUCGUGGUCAUAAAGCACCGGUUACGAAAGUUUUAAUGAUGAAAAAUCAAUCGAUACUAAUUUCUAGUUCACGAGAUAUGACAAUUAAAUUUUGGGAUAUGAGCAUUCAACAUUGUUUUCACACGAUUGUAACACAUCGAACAGAGGUGUGGAGCAUCGCGUUAGCAUACGAUCGAUAUUUAAUUACUGGAUGUUCAGAUAACGAAUUACGAUUUUUUGCUUUACGAUCAACAAUAGCAGAUGAAGAUGAUGCUUUGAUGUUUCCGCCUCUGACCGAUGAAAUAACGAAUGAAGAUCAAGUACCAAUUCAUGUUCAAUCUCUUGGCUCAAUUGUUCGUAAAAGUAAACAACGAGUUUCGAAUCUACAUGUUGACCAAGAUGAUCGUGUUCUCGCUUGUCAUGGUGUGGAAUAUUUCGGCGAAUUCUUUCGUAUUUCAACUAUUGAUGAAAUUCGCACGCGUCUUCGUAAGCGUUUGUCUAAAGCGCGAAAACGGAAAGAAAAUGGUGACGAAAAGAACGAUGAAGCAAUCAAAAUCGAUUGGGAUCUUUCGUUAGUUUUUACUUCGUUAUGCGAAAUUAAAUUCGAUGGAAAAGUUCGAGCAUUUGAUAUGUUUAUGGAAACACAAAUGACAUGCAAAAUCGUGGCAUUAACAUUGAGUAACAAACUGGAUUUACAUUUAUUAAAUAUUCAAGAUAAGACAGUCGAACAAUUGCCUUCGAUUGAAAAAUCGGCACAUCGAACCGAAGUGCGUUGUUUAGCGUUCAGCUCAGAUGAUAUGUUAAUCGCUUCCGGAAGUGGAGAAUCGUUAAAAAUUUGGAAUAGAAAUAGCUGUGAAUCGAUACGAACGAUUCCUUGUACUUAUGCACUUUGCUGCAUGUUUUUACCGGGUGAUCAUCUAGUUUUGAUUGGAUGUAAAAAUGGUUCACUUCAAAUUGCAUCGCUGGAUUCAGCUUCGAUUGUUGAGACUGUUCAAGGGCAUGAAGAGAAUCAAUCUGUUUGGACGAUGUGUAUGACUCCGGAUAAACAAUCGUUCUUGACUGGUGGAAGCGAUAAAAAGAUUCAAUUUUGGAAUUUGGAAUUGAAAGAUGAAAGAGAGAGUCAAUCAAAAAAAACGAGAAAACGAUUGUCAUUUGAACACAAACGUUCGUUUGAUGUUGGUGAAGAUGUCUUAGCUCUGAAAAUCUCUCCCAACAACCGAUAUUUUGUUGCAGCAUUAAUGGAUACCACUGUAAAAGUCUUUUUUAUGGAUUCAUGCCAAAUGUUCCUGUCGUUAUAUGGUCAUUCCCAACCUGUUCUUUGCCUUGACAUAUCAUUCGACAGUCGUUUAGUUAUAACUGGUUCAAGUGAUCGAAAUAUCAAAAUCUGGGGCUUAGAUUUCGGUGAUUGCCAUCGCUCUCUAUUUGCUCACGACGAUACAAUAACAGCAGUACAAUUUGUUCCGAAAACGCAUCUUUUCUUUUCAACUGGAAAAGAUAACAAGUUGAAAUAUUGGGACGCUGAUAAGUUCUUACAUGUUCAAACGUUGGACGGUCACUGUGGAGAAAUCCGGUGUAUGUCAAUUACGAAUAACGGAAUGCAUAUUGCAACUGCUGCUCAUGAUCGAUCGAUUCGAUUAUGGGAGAGAACGGAAGAACCAUUGAUUCUUGAUGAAGAAAAGGAACAGGAACGUGAAGCACAGUUUGAAAACGAAAUGGAAAAUGAUGAAUUCAUUUUACCUGGCGAAACCAACAAAGAAAUCGGUUUAGCUGCUUUGAAAACCAUCGAAAGUCUCAAAGGCGCUGAAAGUGUCAUCGAAGCACUCGACAUCUGGCGCGAAGAGAAACUGAAACUCGCUGAACAUGAUGCAACCGAAAAAGCACUAGGAAAAGAAGUUCCAUUGCCACCUCCACAUAUUAUGUUACAAGCGCUAGGAAAUGGUUAUACAGCCGAACGUUUCGUUCUGGAAUCGUUACGGAAAAUCUCUGCAAGUGAUUUGGAAGCAGCACUUCUUCUACUUCCGUUCGAUUACGUUCAAAAACUAUUGACAUUACUUGUGUAUUAUCUCGAUCGAUUUCAAUCACCGGAACUGUGCGUGAAAUGUGCGGUAUUCUUAAUCAAAAUCCAUCACGGUGUUCUAACAUCAUCACAUCAGUAUCUGAGCAUUGUCGAACAAUUGCGAACACGUUGUAUGGAAACAGUCGAAACAUUACGAAACAACGUUGGAUUCAAUUAUGCAGGUUUGAAGCUAAUUCGUCGACAAAUCGAAGAGCAGAAUGAUGUUAUUCUGUUCGCUGAUGCCACACAGAAAUUAUCCUCUGCGGAGGGUAAAAAACGUAAAAAGAACAAGGGAUCAGCUGCUAUAUUGACUAUUAAAGGAACAUCAGCUCUUGCCUGA
Molecule: messenger RNA, 2847 nt
Organism: Adineta ricciae
Lineage: Eukaryota; Metazoa; Rotifera; Eurotatoria; Adinetida; Adinetidae
Source: the annotation of a GenBank genome assembly